ACAACCCGCUCAACUUCAGCCCUCUGGGUCUAAACGUCCAUUAGGGCGUUGAUUUCAGCAUACAGAUUGGCAGAAAUGCUGCGCCAUCUGUCAACAAUAAUGCUCACCAGCCUUCUUAACUGGUUAGGGGGAUAUUGGAUUUUGGAGACGCUGCAGGAGACUAUCCCUGAGAAACGUUCAGGCCUCCUAAUAGCCCAUAAAGCUCUUGCAUUCCCCUAGAUGAAGCUAGUGUCAGGAUCUGAUCUCGUUUCCUUUUUUUCACUGGGUUAACUCCGCUGCGAAUGCUAUAGUUGUUACUCAUCUCACGGCUGAGGCCAAGAAUCAUCCUUCGGGGAAUAUAAUUUCACAACAGAGUCGAUCAUUACCUGCAUCUUCACCAGUGCAUUCUCCAAUCCACGUACUGGUACAGAUGUCUGACGACUCGAGCUCCUUGGUCAGCACCUCUGGCUUUGCUCUCCGCAUUAAUGGGUCUUGUGCAGACACUGAACAGGACUGCGGGGGAACAGUUGGGAGUUUUCGUGCCUGUUGCCCGGCUGGUUCCUUCUGUCCAAGCCAAUACAAUGUGAACUGCUGCCCGUCGUCAGCAAACUGUACAGAGUCACUGGUAGCAAAACCAAAAUGCGCAAACGAAACCUGGGACCUAUAUGACAACAACGGCUACUUCUGCUGCCUGCAAGAUACAACAGGUUACAGCACCCCGGGAAAUAGCGAUGGCUGUGCCAGUCCCGGCUACCCAUUUUCCGAAGAUGAGACAUUGUUGAGCAAAAUCUCCGCAGGUCAAAACAUUGCGACGGCAACCUCGACAACAUCAUCUGCUUCUUCCCCAACAACAACCACAACCAGAUCUCUUUCGGGGACAUUAACACCCCCGGCCUCAACCGCGUCUUCACAUGGUAGUAUGACAACGGGUGAUAUGAUCGCUGCCAUCGUGGGUAGUAUUGGCGGAUUUAUUGUCAUCGUGGGCGUUAUUUGGAUGACCUUCCGUCGUCACCGGAGGCGACGCACGGCUGAGCGCCCUGUUCCAAUAUCAGACCAGGUCAAGGAGUCCUAUACGCCGGUUCCAGAAUUAGAAGGACGAGAUCGUGCAGCAGAGCUCGAAGGUCGGUUUCCCGAACUUGAAGGGCGACCCGGUCAGCCGAUCUAUGAGCUAUCUUCAGAAACAACCGCGUACCCAUCGAAAGGGACUUAAGCUUCCCUUGUCGUCAAGUUUAUUUUUUGAUGUACAUACCUAUAUACCCGACGGCAUGUGUUGUGCAUGUAUUAUCUCUUUGUUUCCUGACUUACUAGCGAAAAUUAUGUGUGUGACGAAUGUUAUACAAUAGAAAUAAUAAUUGAGACUGUUGUGUGAUGGAGAAAUAGAAAUAGAACACUAGAUAUUGAUGUAAGUCAUCCACUAUGUAGAAAGUCUACCAAAGAU
Messenger RNA from Paecilomyces variotii, 1417 nucleotides. RefSeq lists its product as hypothetical. Lineage: Eukaryota; Fungi; Ascomycota; Eurotiomycetes; Eurotiales; Thermoascaceae. The coding region runs from base 410 to 1189 and encodes 259 amino acids. The transcript is spliced from 2 exons. The record is from RefSeq and is a predicted model, not a curated record.